This is a messenger RNA of Lampris incognitus (smalleye Pacific opah), 2691 nucleotides long. It is a transcript of the gene best4, whose product is annotated as bestrophin 4. The record is from RefSeq and is a predicted model, not a curated record. The coding region runs from base 667 to 2133 and encodes 488 amino acids. Gene Ontology annotation, molecular function: chloride channel activity. NCBI's taxonomy places the organism in Eukaryota, Metazoa, Chordata, Actinopteri, Lampriformes, Lampridae. The transcript has 10 exons.
UUAAAAAUAUAAAUUUUAAAAAAAAUUACAUAAAAUUUUUCAUAAAAUUUAAACGCUGAUUUUUACAAAUCCACCUUUGUAUUUUUCUAUUUGUGCCCUGCUGUACAUUUGAAUGUUUUUGAGCAAAAAAAUAAAUAAAGUUUUUUUUAAAGAUGUUCCAGGCUUGCAUAGUACGACGUUUAACCACACUCUACCGACGUCACAAGCGGGCCUAAUUAACGCAACGAAACGAGCAAAACACAACAUUGUUCGCUGGCUGCACCUGCAGGAAAACCUUCCACGUCUUUUCAGCUUCGCCUUUUUCUGUGGCCCCACGUUUCGCUCUGCCCCCACAACGACCCGGGCCACCUGAAAUCCCCCUUUCUGCCCUGCUCUCCUUUCAGCCGCUGUGGCGGCCUGUAAUUACAGCAUCAGGUUACCCAAGUCAUCAGCCUGGAGCAGCCCUCUCCGUCCGCCCCUCCACCGUCUGAGCCCCAAAGACAGGAAAUGACUCGGAUCUGGGAGACUGUUUCACCUACAUCGAGAUCACAGACGAGCCCCCGCCGCCCCCCGGGGUCUGACACAGAGGACAGCAGAGCCCACCUGAAAUGACCUCUCACCUCAGUGCAGAGGUGCCCCAGGCAGCGCUCACCCUGUGUGUAUUGGCCCACGCGAGAUAAAGCAAAGAUGGGUCGUCUGCUGUCACCCCACCGAUCAAAGCCGAACAUGACGGUUUCCUACAGCCUCGAGGUGGCCAAUGCCAGGUUCGGUGGCUUCUCCAAGCUGCUCUUCCGGUGGAGAGGGAGCAUCUACAGACUGCUGUACAAGGAAUUCCUGCUCUUCUGUGGGAUCUAUGCCUUUUUCAGCAUGUUUUACAGGUUUCUCCUCACGCCAACGCAGCAGGAGCUAUUUGAACGCAUCGCCCUGUACUGUGACCAGUUUACCAACACCAGCUUCAUCCCAGUUUCCUUUGUGCUGGGAUUCUAUGUCACCCUGGCCUUCAAUCGAUGGUGGGGACAGUACACCAGUUUCCCACUGCCAGACAACCUGAUGAUGGCCGUGUCCGGGAACGUCCACGGUACGGAUGAGAAGGGCCGCCUGCUGCGGCGCACACUGAUGAGAUUCGCUAACUUGUCGUCCGUUCUCAUCCUUCGCUCUAUAAGCACCAGAGUGUGCAAGCGUUUCCCAUCUUUGGAGCAGAUUGUGGAAUCUGGAUUUAUGACAUCACACGAGCUCAAAAAGUUCCAGUCGCUGCACUCUGAUUUCAACAAGUACUGGAUACCUUUGACUUGGUUUGCAAAUCUGGCAUCCAAAGCGAGGAAGGAAGGUCGAAUAAGGGACGACGUAGCUUUGAGACUGCUCAUGGACGAGCUCAAUAACUAUAGGGCCAAGUGCAGUCUCCUGUUCCACUAUGACUGGAUCAGCAUCCCCCUGGUUUACACACAGGUAGUUACUGUGGCAGUUUAUUCCUUUUUUGGCUUCUGUCUGAUUGGCCGACAGUUCCUGAACCCCGAGAAGGGUUAUAAGGACCACACGGUGGACAUGUACGUACCGGUUUUCACACUGCUCCAGUUCUUCUUCUACUCCGGCUGGCUCAAGGUGGGGGAGCUCAUCAUUAAUCCGUUUGGAGAGGAUGACGAUGACUUUGAAACCAACCAGCUGAUUGACCGAAACAUCCAGGUAUCGAUGCUGGCAGUGGACGAUAUGUACCAAAACCUGCCUCUGGCAGUAAAGGACAAGCACUGGUUGCAGGGGAACUUCUCCAUCCCUUACACCAUAUCUACAGCAGCAGAGAGUCUCAAACCGGCCUUCAAGGGCUCCACCUAUAACAUGACAAUGAGUGCUGAAGACUUUAAGAUGGACCAGCACGUGGACGGGCCAUUGACGACGCAGCACAUACCUCUUAGGAGCUACCCGAGCGAUGCUGCUGAAAACCUGCCGGAAGGCCAGGGCGUUCUCUGGCGGGGGAGCCUCCCGUUGCUGAAUGACUGCUCCUCAAGCACAGAUGAAGAGGGGUGUAUUCAUGCUUACGGGAAUGACGUCUGUGUUCUCUCUCUGGGCAAAUGUGACGAUGAGGUCUGGAGUCAGAGAGAGCAAGAAGAGACCAUGACUCAAGCUGCAGGGGAGAACAUGUCGUCACAACAAGCUGGCUAGUGUGUGCACUGGUAGAUGGCAUGUAAAUCCUCUUGAAAAAGUUAAUUUCAGGGACCCUUAAAUAGCAAUACACCGGGUCACGCACUCAUUUAGUUAAAACUCUGGUUCAGUGACCUCAACGAGGCAAGCCUGUGUUGUUGUUUGUUUAGUGCUGAAUUGUUUACUUAGUAAUGAAGAGUUAACACUGCUGUACAUGGGAGAAUAACAGUAAAACCAAAGACGGCAAUAAUCAUCCUUUUACUAUGCAUAACUUGAUGACUUCUGAUUAAUUAAAUUCUAGUUAAAUUGUUUCUCUUUUUUCUCUGGGGAUCAAACUUGAGCAAUGCUGAUUUGAUGCAUACAAUUGUUUUUUGUUUUUGUUAACAAAUGGGCUAAAACAACAUAUUUCUGUUUGAGUACAGACAUUAUCAAUUUUUCAUACUUUUAUUUGUGAAAUUUUGAUAAUAAAUCUGAGUAGAUAUUAAAUGUUUUUGAUGCCCAGUAAUAUAAACAGACCAUAUUCAAUUGAUACAUGAUUUAAAAAAAUGUGCAGGUGUAGACUAAGAAUAAAUAAUAUAG